Penicillium arizonense is the source of this 699-nucleotide messenger RNA. RefSeq lists its product as uncharacterized. The record is from RefSeq and is a predicted model, not a curated record. Bases 1 to 699 code for a protein of 232 amino acids. Lineage: Eukaryota; Fungi; Ascomycota; Eurotiomycetes; Eurotiales; Aspergillaceae. The transcript has a single exon.
AUGCAUGGAAUAGGAGCAAUCCGAGGCUGGUUAGAGGUCAACUCGCCGCACAAAUGGCUUCGCUGGCAUCCAUACCAGGAGUCAUAUGGCAUUUGGGGAAACCAAGAAGCUCGCCUUGAGCUUGUGUCCUUCUUCGACCGAUAUUUGAAGAGGAUUGAGAAUGGCUGGGAGUCGACCACUCACGUGCGAAUGGCAAUCCUGAAAUAUGGAGCAACGGCGCUGUUAGAGAAUUUGGUUUAUGACGACUUUCCACUUCCUCGCACCGUAUACAAAAAAACUUACCUCACUGCCAACGGUGGAUUGACACUUGACAAAGUCCCUCAGUCAAGUGCCAUCUCAUACAGGUCUACAGAUCCAAAAGGAUAUCGCGAAAUUCACUUAUGGCUUCACCGAGCGUGCGCAGCUAGUUGGUAUACCAAAGGCAAGUUUGUACAUAAUGAUUUGGAUGACAUGGAUAUAUUCCUCAAUCUGAGCAAGACAUCUGCUUCAGUAGAUCAACUUCUGAAGCUCAAUAUUCCCCGGGACAACCUUCAUGUCUCAAAGAUCUCCGAGAUCCCGGCGGAUAAGCGUACAGAGGUCAUUCUUUACCAGUGCCCACAGGAAUACUCCGGGCUUCAAACCGCGCCAUCGAUACAUCUCGCUCCAUACAUAUCAACUGCCCAUUUUGCAGUAAUGAGAAGGAAGAAAGGUCCAACCUAG